This is a messenger RNA of Caenorhabditis bovis, 486 nucleotides long. Lineage: Eukaryota; Metazoa; Nematoda; Chromadorea; Rhabditida; Rhabditidae. The record is from the annotation of a GenBank genome assembly.
AUGACGUCCGAAUCGAUAAUCGUUCAGAAGCCGCCGAACACCUUCUUCUGUCCAUUCUCGUUGUACACCUCAUCGGUGAUUCUAGCGUUUCUGCAUGGCUUCUCAACGAUCUCACUGGCAGCUCUCUACAAAAUCGAAAUCGAAGCGACGAGCACAAUAGUUGAGAUCGUGUUCUGGAUUCACGUGUGCUGCGGUCUCACCGCGUUCGCCUAUUUCGCGUUCUGUUUGUUCAAACGGAAACUCGGUUAUACUUAUGAAAUUAUCCUGCACACUUAUUUGUUGACUGGUCUUCUCAAUGGUUUGACGGCGUUAUUUGGCGUUCUCUAUGUGCCGCUAUUCUUCCUACAAACGGAGCAUUCUUUUAUGGAAGGUAUCGACUAUUUCAUUGUGUUCCUCUUCUGCGCUGCCGUGCUCGGCAUUCAAUGGGGCGUCAAGAAAAUCAGCGAGCAAAUGCUUCCUGUCAUGGAGCAGGACUUCAAAGUCUAA